Molecule: messenger RNA, 2470 nt
Organism: Scatophagus argus
Lineage: Eukaryota; Metazoa; Chordata; Actinopteri; Scatophagidae
Product: insulin receptor substrate 2-A-like
Exons: 6
Coding region: 189-2087 (632 amino acids)
Biological process (GO): insulin receptor signaling pathway
Cellular component (GO): cytosol; plasma membrane
Molecular function (GO): phosphatidylinositol 3-kinase binding; insulin receptor binding
Source: RefSeq, a predicted model, not a curated record
UGAAGAUCACACUGAUUGGCGCGAGAUGCACCUGAGUUGACAAACGGGCUGUGACUAAAGACAGAAGUGCCACGGAAAACGAGUUCAUAAAUCACUGUUUGGCUUCUGCAGGCAGCCUGAAAUGAAAACCAGGCGACACUGUGGACGUUUCCAGGUGUAAUGUGUAUACCUGUCUGUUUGAGCUUGAAAUGGAUGAAACUGCAGAAGGACACAACCAAAAGAGACCUGCCUCCCACUCCCCUCCGUCAUCUGUCAGCUCCACCCAAACAUGGUUGCCAGUUGUGUCACCUUGUCAAAAGGACCAAGACCAGGAACCUCGGGCUCAUCAUGCUGGGAUGCAGUCGAGUCCUCAAUGUCAUUUCUUUGAGGAGCUCUUUUGUACCAGGCAGGCCUCCAACACACUGGUCCCUCUGGCUGGCACCCUCAUGACCUCCUUUGGGUCGCAAAGUGACGUGGUGAAACAAGGUUACCUGGGGAAGCUGGAGCGGAACCACAGAAAAUAUUUUGUCCUGAGGGCAGGUAGUCACACUGGGCCGAGCCGACUCGAGUGGUACAAGAGCCAGGAGAAGUUUGCAGCAAUGGAGAAGUCUGCUGGUAAAUCUGCACUGUUUGGCUCAAGAAAGCAAGGAGUGAUUUACCUGAGCUGCUGCCUUGGUGUGAGUCGGAUUGGCAGUACCAGGAAAGGCCACUCGGUGGCAGUCUACGCCAAGGAUCAGACCAUGGUGCUGGUGGCAGAGGACCAUUGGGAGCAAGAAGGAUGGUAUCUGGCCAUUAAGAGACUGAUGGAGGAAGAGCAGAGGGAUGAAGAGCGUGGAGAGGGGUUUGAUGAAGAGGAUGAUGGGUAUUGCACAUUGCCCCCUGCUGCCUUCUUUAAAGAGGUUUGGCCGGUAACGGUGAAGCCCAGAGGUCUGGGCUGCUCCAAAUCCCUGGCAGGGGAGAGCCGGCUCUGCCUCACAGCUUCGUCUCUCAUCGUGGUCAGAAUGGGCGCAUGCGCUGAUUUGCCGUCGGUUACAAUACCGUUGCUGAGCGUUCGGCGGUUUGGCCACUUUGAGGGCUUGUUCUUCUUGGAGCUUGGCAGGUCUGCACCAAACGGUCCUGGAGAGAUUUGGAUGGAAGCAAGGGAACAAGGAAACCCAACAGUAGCCCAGCACAUUCAUGAAGUGGUUCGCCAGACUGUGAUGGCACUUCGAGCUCUUCCUGACUUCAGCCUGUCACCAGCCUCCAACCACAAUCGUUUUCAAACCCUCCUGCCUUCCAAACGCUGCAGACCCAGAUACAGAGACAAGCUGCAAAAUGUGAGACCGCUUGGUUCUCGUCUGACCCUACCCCCCAGAAGCCCUGAAAAUCCACAAAAUUACUCGGAGUCCUGCAAAUCUGACAAACCAGAGCCUGAAUCUACUGUGAGCUCCACUUCACAUCUCAGUCCUUUCAGAUCCAAUCAGGGCUCCGUGCCAGAGACCAGCAGCUACGUGGAAAUGAAGGUGGACUGCAGUGCAGCCCGUCGGAUGGAGGGCUGGGAGCCGGCUGAGGAGGACGAGGAAGGGCUGGGGUACAUGAUGAUGUCACCACAGGUCAGUCACGGUUUAUCUGUGCUGCCUCAAGAUGAUUAUGUUGCCAUGGCAAGACCGAAUAAACACGACUUGACAGCCAGCUCUUCUCUUCAGACAUCAUUUGACAGCCACUCUCCUCUGCACCCGUCACAACAUCAGGCCAUUGAGCACAGUCGGCCACACUGUGUGCUGACCUCAGUCCAGCAGGCAGAGACGGAAGCUGGCCAAUCAGAGAGGGCCAACAGGAACUCCACCCGACCACAGGAGGAUGCAGGGCAGGAGCAGAAAUCAGCCCAGCAGGGACGACUCCCACCACAGACCAGGACUACUUGGUCUCCUGUGAGGAGCGUUGAUGGGCCUGGCAUGAUGAAGCCUUUUGUCACAAGUGAACCAGGCGUUACCAGGCCAGUCCAGGCCAGCCCAACAUCUGGUACAGGCCGGUCCAGUCGACUCCAAGGUGUUUGGGACCAAUCUGUGAGAAGGUCCCAGCUGUCAUUGUGUCUGCCUUCUUGCCUGAAAGCUGAGAACAGAUCCUGAGUGUUUGUAACGUCUCACUUCUUCAUUUACACCACUAAUUUAAACAGGAGCUACUUAUUCAUUCUGGUGCAGCAGAUGACGUUUACAGGCCACAAAAAGUAAAGCUUCAAGCUGAUGGUGGAAUAAUUUAAUACACUUAAGAUACACUUAAUCACACUGGUUGUGACUGAAACGGGUGCUUUAAAGUGUUACAUUGAAUACCACAGGAGAUUUUUGAGAAAAAUAGUAAAAGUUCUCUUUUCUCUGUUAUUUGUCUGUAAAAUGCGCUCAGUGUUUUCCUCCUUUGGUGUAGACUGAAUCAGGGCUUGUGUUUUUGGUCGAAACCACACAGCACUUGACGCUGCUACACACAGAAUUAAAAGAAAUAAAGUCACACGAAUGCA